This is a messenger RNA of Capsicum annuum, 792 nucleotides long. Its product is annotated as vacuolar protein sorting-associated protein 2 homolog 3-like. Lineage: Eukaryota; Viridiplantae; Streptophyta; Magnoliopsida; Solanales; Solanaceae. The record is from RefSeq and is a predicted model, not a curated record. Bases 364 to 741 code for a protein of 125 amino acids. The transcript has a single exon. Gene Ontology annotation, cellular component: ESCRT III complex; multivesicular body. Gene Ontology annotation, biological process: endosome transport via multivesicular body sorting pathway; protein transport; late endosome to vacuole transport.
UUGGGUCAUUCCAUAGUAAUGAUAAUAAUACAGUAAAGCAUAAAGUUGGGGAAACUAGCAAUUAUUGAGGGGUUAGGUGUCCAUCAAGAUAUGUUUGAAGAGGGGAGAAUCGGCAAUGAAAAAGAAAUUCAUGCUGAGCAUGCUAUCUGCCGGGCUCAUGCCUAAUUUAUACACUAAUGUCAUGCUGCUCAGUGGUGAUUAUGGAUUGUGGAUAAAUUAUCAUCUCGACGAAGCUCAUGUUAGGUGUAACAGAGUUUGUGAGAUGACAACUUUCAUGAAGGAAGAAGCGGCUUGUCAUUUGAUGCAACUACAACCGUGUUAUUGGCAAAAGUUAUAAGGGAGAAUCCCUCCUUCCUUGAUACCAUGGUUGAGAACAGUAGAAAAGAACUGACUCAUGCUACCGGAGGUAUUGACAAGGAAAUUUCUGCCUUACAAUCAGAGGAACAAAAACUUGUAGCUGAAAUAAAAAGGUCUGCUGAAACUAAUAAGACAGCAACAAAAGUUCUUGAACGUCAAGUUCUCAACCUUAGAGAUCAAGUAACCAUCUUGCAAGCUAGCCGGGCUCAAAUGAGUAGUAUAACAGACCCCAUAGAUGAUGUUAUAUAUAAUGACGAAGUGGAAGAGGGAGCAAGGGAUUUGACAAAUCUGGUCCUAGUUGAUGUUGCCUCACAGUUGUCAGUGGCCCCAUGGGCAAAAUUUCUGGAAAAAGGACCCCGAAGAAUUAAGCAGUUCGAAGGUUGAAGAAACUGGAGAAGCUGUUGGCUCGCUGCACUUUGAGAUCCUUCAUCUCAA